Anopheles marshallii is the source of this 1709-nucleotide messenger RNA. It is a transcript of the gene Kcmf1, whose product is annotated as E3 ubiquitin-protein ligase KCMF1. Gene Ontology annotation, biological process: synaptic signaling. Bases 1 to 1668 code for a protein of 555 amino acids. Gene Ontology annotation, cellular component: plasma membrane. The record is from RefSeq and is a predicted model, not a curated record. The transcript is spliced from 5 exons. Lineage: Eukaryota; Metazoa; Arthropoda; Insecta; Diptera; Culicidae. Gene Ontology annotation, molecular function: zinc ion binding.
AUGAGUCGCCAUGAAGGGGUCAGCUGUGAUUCGUGCUUGAAAAGUAACUUCCGUGGAAGGCGAUACAAGUGUCUGAUCUGCUAUGAUUACGAUCUGUGCGCGAGCUGCUAUGAGGAGGGCGCGACCACAACCCGUCACUCGACCGAUCACCCGAUGCAGUGCAUACUAACGCAAUCCGACUUCGAGCUGUACUACGGAGGUGAAGUGCUACCGGCCGACCAGCCACAGUCCUUCACCUGCCCGUACUGCAAGCGCAUGGGGCUGAGCGAUUCGGCACUGCUGGAGCAUGUCAGCGCGGAACACACCGAUACCGGGCUGGAGGUGGUAUGUCCGGUUUGUGCCGCACUGCCCGGUGGCGAGCCCAACUUUGUGACGGAUGAUUUUGCACGGCACCUGAGCCUGGAACAUCGGAGCGGUUCCCGGGAUCUCAUCUCGUUUCUGGAUGAACCGUCUGCGAUCCGCCAUGGAGGUGUUAGACGAAUGCCCCACUCGGGCCGUGCACUUGGUGGCCCACGAUCCAGGCGUUCCAAUAUGCACUUCAGCUCGUCCGGUGGCGGUCUGUCCACGCUGUCCCCGUCGGGCAGAGAGUCGGUUGACCCGAUUGCAGAACUACUGCAGCAGCUGUCCAAUGUUCGCCGUGGAGGCGCACCGCAACCAUCGCAGCUGCAGCAACUACAAAUGCAAAUUCAGCUCGAGCGACAGCAAGUCACCGCCGCUCGUCAACAGUUGGAACGACUACCAAGACGACAGCAGCAACCGGCCGUCGUGUCCUCCGCCCCGAACGCAACCGGUGUCAACAACAAUGCGAUCGGUGCGACACAAGCCAAUCCGAACCAUACAAUCAUCACACUGAACGCCGCCGGUGGACGCGAUGGACCGAUCGCAGCAUCCUCCUCGUUGCCAAUGGUGUCUACCGGUGUCGGGGUUUGCAAUGUACCGGGUUCGGUCGGAAGUGCCUCCGGCGCCGGUUCCAGUGCGCAACAGUCGCAGUUUCUGAUGGCCCGGUUCAUGGUGCCCACCAUGGACGAUGCCGAGCAAACACAGCUGGGACGUGAUAGAGCGGACAGAUCCCAAUUUGUUCAAGCUUUAAUGUUAUCAACCAUCGCAAACGUGCAGCCGUUUAACAAAUGCGCCGACGAGGAGCUGUCUGAUGAGUUGAGUUCAAUGAAUUUAGGCAUUGGUGGUAGUACGUGCAGUACCGUUAACAGUAGUGUAAAAAGGCCAGCAUCGGACGACGGUGCCGAGACGGGUGAGCUGCUGCAGGAUGGUAGUGGCAGCGUUGGUGCUACGGACAGUAACUACGGCAAGGAGGAUGGAAAUUGUGAUAGUUUCAAGCUGGGUGCCGAUUCCGCCAACGGGGGCACGAAUGACGAUACACCGAACAUGAUGCAUCCGUCGUCUCAGCAGCAUCCGUUGGGCCAUCGUGGCGGGCACGGCGGGUCCGGCAAAGCGAAAGGUGGUAGCUCGACCAAGUCGGGCACCGGAGGAGGGGGAGGUGUUGGUGGCCCAGUUGAGCGCAGAGCGUCCCGCCAAACUCCACCGUCUGGUGGUGGUGGCGUUGGCAAUAAUGCGGCCAAAGCCCGCGAACUGAAGCAAGCAAACUCUUCGUCAAACACUUCCACGUCGGUGUCCUCGAGACAGCAGCACCACGUGCCCGACUCUAGGUAGUGUUGUUUGGUUGGUAAAAUGAUAUAAGUUAUUUAGCAAAC